Molecule: messenger RNA, 1275 nt
Organism: Protomyces lactucae-debilis
Lineage: Eukaryota; Fungi; Ascomycota; Taphrinomycetes; Taphrinales; Protomycetaceae
Exons: 2
Coding region: 1-1275 (424 amino acids)
Source: RefSeq, a predicted model, not a curated record
AUGGCAACACUCGGAACACCGGCCUUUUUGAUACGCGACUUGGAUAGACACCCGCACCUCCCAGACUCGCCCAUGCAGCGCGACGUUGUCUUGAAACCCACAGCGCGCGUACAACCAGACAUGGAUCCAACGCUACACGAACUAGCGCGUCUGCAACAUCGGCCGACGCUGCAACAACCCCCAACACCGGCGCCGACGCCUGAACAGCACCGUAAAGCGGUGAGUGGUUUGCAUGCACAUGUGACACACGGUAUGAGUCGGUCCGGGAGCGAUUUGAGCUCCUAUACCAGCACGAGUCUUGGUAGCAUGACGGGCAGUCCACCAGCAGGAACAACGACACUCUUCAAAAGUAGUAGUUUCACACUCCCUGCCCUGUUUAAAUGGCGUAAAGCCCUCUCACAAACGGAAGAGACACCCGUGACGACGCCCACAACGGAAGCGGCGUUUCACUAUUUUGCAGCGGGCGAGUCGCACCUCGAUGACUUGCAGCGUGGUCUUGCAACAGAGCAACAGACCCUUGCGCAAUCCACAGAGCAGCAAUUACAAGAAGAACGCAGACGGAGACAUCUCGCUGAAGAUAGACUUGCUGCUGUGGAGGAGGAAGUCACACGGCUAUGCACCGUGAUGCUGCCAUCUGACUGUGGUGAGACUGGGGAAGCCUACUUUUCAAGUAUCCUUGAGAGUGUUCGGCUUGCCAUUGAUGCCUAUGAGGAGCGAACGCUGCAGUUGGCUGAGCAAGUCGAGGAAAAAACAGCGGCCCUGGCACUAGAGCAACGGCGACGGUUGGAUGUGGAGCUAGAGAAUACAGCGCUACGGGAACAACUGCGAGAAGCAACAGCCGCACUCGAGUCGGACGUGCUCAAGCAAGAAAAUGCAGCAUUGCGUACACAACUUGCUGCGCAAAUCCCAGCGGAGGACCUCUUGCAGCGUGUGAGGGAUACGGAAGCGCAACGGGAUGCCUUGCGUCAGGUAUCGCGAUCGUUGAGACAACGGCUGACGCAUGAGACGCGAAAGUAUGAAGAAAAACUCAUGCAACUCCAUGCAGGGACGCGCGUGCAUGGCAGGCAGCUGAGUAGUGCGUCCUUGAGAUCAUUGCCCUUGCCGCUCACUGCCUUUUCUGCUUCUGGGCGGUCAACCCCGUCCACCCCCGGACUGCCUGAUGAAGACGCAACGGGAUGUUUGCCACUCGAGCUCGAAACCAAGAGCGUCCUUUGGCACGCUCAAGCACAAACGCGGCGGAACAGGCAGCCUUGGGAGUUCAAGCAGUACAAAUGA